AUGACUAGAGAAGAAACGGCGCUGCUUAGUCACAAGCUCUCAAAUUCUUCAGUUAAGACAAGAUGGAACGUGUUCAAAUUACUAUCGUGCGUUUUUUUAAUAUCCCUUUCAUUCAUCCUUACCCAGGUACCUAUGCUCAUGGCGUUUCGUCUUAUGGUUUGCGAAGAGUAUGACGAAAGUGUACGGGUUGGGUGCAAUGCACAGGUGAUUCAGGCGGAAACAGCGAAACAAGUCAUGAUUGCUGGCGUCUUCACUGUCAUGUUUAGUACAAUCAACUUGCUGAACAUUAGUAAAUGGGGUAUCAACAAUAUGUGCAUCAGAAACUUGUUCUGCUUGCAGACAUUCGUAUCCUCGAUCCGCUUUGUUCUCCAAAUAUAUGCCCUCAAUAUCGGAGCGGAGACUGGGGUCAUGCUCUACCAAGCCACACAGAUUCUUACAGUAUUUGGCGGUCCAGCGGGAUACCAGCUUGUGAUGAAUAUGUAUGCUAGUCACCUUGUCGAGCCCGAAGAGUACACUGCUAUAUUCGGUAAACUGCAAGGCUGUAUUCAAUUUGGGACCGCUUGCGGAUAUCUCAUGGGAGGAGUGAUAGGAAACACUUUCACGACAAAAACACCUUUCCAGGUAGCAUUUGUUCUGAUGGCUAGCGCAACUUUGUUCGCAAGGUUUGCGCUGCCAUACGUAUCUAUCCGCCAGGAAAGAGAAGAGGCUAGGGGGAAACAAUCCAGUUUCUUUGGUCCAAUUCGUAUGUUCUUACCACCAAGAGCCGAAGUUGGAGGCGUGGAGAAGAGAUAUUGGGGAGCAACAUUGCUUGGAUUGGGAGUGUUCUGUGGUGUUGUGGCAAACGGAUAUAUUCCGACCCUGAUGCAGAUGCAUGCAACGAAUUCAUUUGGUUUCAGAAUGAUUGAGAACGGAUACUUGACGUCGUUUUACGCAGCCAUUCGAGGAACGUUCCUUAUUUUCGCGUUCCCAUCUGUCAUCUCUAAUGGCCGAAAAUGGCUGUCAACAUCUUUUCAGAGAAACGAGAACCUCAUUAAACGAUUCCCAAGCGAUUCCCCAGCAGUAGUACCCUCCGAAACAAGCCCACUUAUCGGAGAGAGUACUGGGCAGUUACAACAGGAGUCACGAACGCAAACAGAAGUCGACGUGAAUUUUGAUCUCUACUUUCUGAGAUACAGUAUGAUAUUAGAUGGAAUUUUGACUGCAUCUGCUGGGUUUGCAAAGAAAGGGUGGCACAUGUAUGCAGUUGCCUCUUUGAUUCCAUUAGCAUCAGGAACAGCACCUGCAGCCAGAGGAGUGAUUGUCAGAAUGUAUGAUGAAACACAAAGAAUGGAAGCGCUUAAUGCUAUUUCUAUUGUAGACAUUAUGGCAAAGAUAGCUUCAAUAUCUAUAUUUGGAAUGAUCUUUUCGGCUCUUUCGAAGUCCGGAAUUUCGUAUCUUGUUUUCUUCUGCAAUGCAGUAUGUAUGACUCCAAGUCAGCGAUGGGACAAGUAUCUAAUCUUUGCAGUGUACUGCAAUUUUUGCUGCAGCUAUACUCUCAUUCGCAAGUUUACCUCGACGAAGAUAGUAUCACACUGCAGGGCGAGCUGCGUACCCAGGAUGGGCCCUUACCAGCAACCAACGCGUUGA
Bipolaris oryzae ATCC 44560 is the source of this 1626-nucleotide messenger RNA. RefSeq lists its product as uncharacterized. The transcript is spliced from 6 exons. NCBI's taxonomy places the organism in Eukaryota, Fungi, Ascomycota, Dothideomycetes, Pleosporales, Pleosporaceae. Gene Ontology annotation, biological process: transmembrane transport. Gene Ontology annotation, molecular function: transmembrane transporter activity. Gene Ontology annotation, cellular component: membrane. The record is from RefSeq and is a predicted model, not a curated record. Bases 1 to 1626 code for a protein of 541 amino acids.